This is a messenger RNA of Sesamum indicum (sesame), 1333 nucleotides long. Its product is annotated as putative pectinesterase 53. Gene Ontology annotation, biological process: pectin catabolic process; cell wall modification. NCBI's taxonomy places the organism in Eukaryota, Viridiplantae, Streptophyta, Magnoliopsida, Lamiales, Pedaliaceae. The record is from RefSeq and is a predicted model, not a curated record. Gene Ontology annotation, molecular function: pectinesterase activity.
UAUUUGACAUAUGAUUGAUUCGAGUCUGACCAAACUCGCUUCGGACUAGAAUUUCCCCCCACAUUCCACCCUUUAAAAACGCUUUAUAUAUGAACUGCAGCAUACAGGCAGUGAUCCACAUCCUCCACAUCCCAUCAACCAUGCAUACCCACUUCUUCCACCUUGCAAUUCUGUGGUUAGCACUGGGCAUCAACGCAAACCAGAAUGCAGUGACUUGGGGCAAAGGCGUGAUGAACAAAACACGAGUUGGGUGCUCAGAAGAGCAAUUCUUGAAGUGGGUUGAAUUCGUAGGCAGCCUCAAUCAUUCCCUCUUCAAGUCAGCAAAGAAUAGGGUGUUCCCUUCAUACACCCUCACAGUUGACAAAAAUCCAGCACUGGGAGACUUCACAUCAAUUCAACAAGCACUUGAUUCUCUCCCUCCCCUUAACCUACUCAGGGUUGUCAUCAAUGUUCAUGCUGGGGUUUACACGGAGAAAGUGAGAAUACCCAAAUUGAAGUCGUUUAUAACGAUAGAAGGAGGAGGAGCAGAGAGUACAAUAGUAGAGUGGGGGGAUACAGCCCAGACGCCCGGACCCAAAGGCCGCCCUCUUGGCACCUUCGCUUCCGCCACUUUUGCCGUCGAUGCCCCAUACUUUAUAGCCAAGAAUAUUACAUUCAAGAAUACGACGCCGGUGCCCCGAGCGGGAGAGACGGGGACGCAGGCAGUGGCGUUCCGAAUAUCGGGGGACACGGCGGCGUUUGUGGGAUGCAAGUUUCUGGGCGCGCAGGACACACUGUAUGAUCACUCGGGUAGGCAUUACUACAAGGAUUGCUACAUUGAAGGAUCUGUGGAUUUCAUCUUUGGGAAUGGCCUUUCCUUGUUUGAGCUACAGGAGUGCGAGGUGCAUGCAGUAGCAGCAGUGACAGGUGCAGUGACAGCACAAGGGAGGAGCAGCAUGUUAGACGACACUGGCUUUUCCUUCGUCAACUGUAAAGUAACAGGGUCAGGCGCACUGUACCUGGGGAGGGCAUGGGGUCCUUUCUCUAGGGUUGUUUUUGCCUACACUUACAUGGAUAACAUCAUCAUCCCAAAAGGCUGGCAUGACUGGGGCGAUCCCUCCAGACAAUUGACUGUGUUCUAUGGACAGUACAAGUGUAGGGGAGCAGGGGCAAGUUUUGCAGGAAGGGUUUCAUGGUCGAGAGAACUUUCUGAUGAAGAGGCUAAACCCUUUAUUUCCCUUUCUUUCAUCGAUGGAUCUGAAUGGAUCAACCUAUAAUCAUGUAUGUCAGGGUUAAUUAUACUUAGAUCUAUCUAAAAAUGCGAAUAAUACUUUUUCUAGAAAAAAUUAAAAUU